Molecule: messenger RNA, 2960 nt
Organism: Oncorhynchus gorbuscha (pink salmon)
Lineage: Eukaryota; Metazoa; Chordata; Actinopteri; Salmoniformes; Salmonidae
Product: serine/threonine-protein kinase SBK1-like
Exons: 4
Coding region: 376-1551 (391 amino acids)
Biological process (GO): peptidyl-serine phosphorylation; peptidyl-threonine phosphorylation
Molecular function (GO): ATP binding; protein serine/threonine kinase activity
Source: RefSeq, a predicted model, not a curated record
UUGGACCGCCGCUGCGGAGGGCAGGCGUUAAUUCAGCCUCGCUGCCUGGCGGUAGUUGCAUCUAGCAGCCGUAGGCCGACAGAAACAAUAGGGCAAGUCAGGCUGACAGAGGUACUGACGAAGCAGACAGAAGCACCAGCAAAGUGAUAUUAUUAUGCGUCGCUGUGCAUAUUGGCAACAAAGCGUUGAAUCUGCACUAUUCAGAGAUACGAUUUUGCACAUAAAACCAGACCAGUCCUGUAACGGUUUAUCCAGCUAUACAAUUAAAGUUUCUGCUGAACGGAAUGACAGCACCAGCUAUUGCAUGCAGCGCAAUCUGAGAGGAACAACAGCAGUCACCAGAUCCCUGUGCUCCAGGCAUCUCUCCCAGGCAGAAUGAGCUCCUCUCCCCAUGGGUCCCACGGGUCUGGGUCCCGCGCCUCCAACGACAUCCUGGAGGAGCUGCAGCUCAUUGCUGCCCAGAACCUGGAGAAGCUAGACAUCAGCAAGUACUAUGAGGUCAUCAGGGAGCUGGGUAAGGGCACCUAUGGGAAGGUGGACCUGGUCAUCCACAAAAUCAGGGGCACUAAGAUGGCUCUGAAGUUCUUGAGGAAGAAAACAACCAAACUGAAGAGCUUCUUAAGGGAGUACAGCAUCUCUCUCUACCUGUCUCCCUGCCCCUUUAUCAUCAACAUGUUCGGCAUUGCCUUUGAGACAGACGACUACUACGUCUUCGCUCAGGAGUAUGCCCUGGCAGGAGACCUCUUCGACGUCAUUCCCCCUCAGGUGGGUCUUCCAGAGACGGUGGCUAAGCGUUGUGUCCACCAGGUGGCCAUCGCCCUGGACUACCUGCACUGUAAGAAGCUAGUCCACCGGGACAUCAAGCCUGAGAACAUCCUCAUCUUUGACAAAGAGUGCCGUAAGGUCAAGCUGUCAGACUUCGGCAUGACGCGGCGUGCCGGCUCCCCAGUGAAGCGUGUCAGCGGAACCAUCCCGUACACGGCACCGGAGUUGUGUGACGCCUCGCAGCACGAGGGCUUCUGCGUGGACUACAGCACUGACGUGUGGGCCUUCGGUGUCCUCCUCUUCUGCAUGCUCACCGGCAACUUCCCCUGGGAAAAGGCCCUGCCGUCAGACGCCUUCUAUCAGGAGUUUGGGCGCUGGCAGCAGCGCCGGACGGGCACGGUGCCCUCUCAGUGGCGACGCUUCACAGACGAGGGGCUGCGCAUGUUCCGCAGGCUCCUGUCCAUUGAGCAGGAGCGCCGCUGCUCCGUUAAGGAGGUUUUCAGCUACUUCAACCACCACUGGAUGCUGGACAAUGAGCCGGGCAGCAGCAGCGUUGCGGGAGGAGGGUCAGUGGGCAGUGGGCCCCAGGUGGAGCUCAGCUCGUCGUCAUCUGAAGAGGAUGUACUGGUGGACAGGCUAAAGCAGCAGAGCCUGAUAGAGCCCAUGGGCGGACACUACUCCUCCACCGGCUCCCCCUCCACCACCAGCAGCUACGAACGUGUCUCCCGUGACAACGGAGGGGCCGGACGCAUCUUGGUGGCCACGCCCAUUGAAAUUUGUGUGUAGAGAUUGGCUAUGUGCACACACAUACACACACUGUAUAAACACUAACGUACGAAGGUCAAAUAACAGAGAACAAUCUUCCUGGUUAAAGGAAGAGGUGAAAGAACAGCCUGGUCUCAUAGACUAGAAGUAACAUAGUAAAUGUAAAUCCUCGACACUGAAAUGAUUAUGAUAUGUUAUUUUUUUGUAGGUUACAUAAGACAGGUGGUUACUUAAGGAAAAAACGAAAGUAGGGUGGUUGGUCGGGCGUAUAACUCGAAUGUCUAGCAACCCAGAGGUUUGCAAAUUUAAAUCUCAUCACGGACAACUCUAGCAACUUUUCAACUACUUACUAGUUUUUAGCAACUUACCAUGCUAGCUAACCCUUCCCCUAACCCUGACCCCCAGCAUAGCUAACAUUAGCCAGCUAGCUAAAGUUAGCCACCUAGAUAAAAUUUGUAACAUAUAGUACGUUUUGCAAAUUCAUAACAUAUUGUAUGUUUAGAAAAUUUGUAACAUAUAAUACGAAAUGUAAUUCGUUAUAUAUCAUACAAAAUGGGUGAUGGACAUCCACAAAUUAUACAUACCAUACGAAACGAAACGUAGCAUAUCAUGCUAAAUGGAGUGGCACGGAUUUAUGUACAGAGUAAUACGAAAUUCUCUGAGACCAGGUUGGGGAGAAAGGAAGAUGAGGAAAAAUGAUGGUUGGUGCUUGAAGGAGGUGGUUGUUUCACUAUAGAUUCUGACAGACAAUUCCUAUUGACGAUUAACUCUGAGGGAAUGACAAAAGACAAUCACAACCAGUACUGAUUACUGAACAGAUGUGUGGGCGUCUGCAGGCAUUUAUUGAUGUAUUGUACUGUAGCUAUAUUCAGACUAAAAUGUACAACAAGAUCGGACAGAGACAACAAACAUGUGAAGGACAAAACAAGCUUUUACAGAAUAGCAACAUAAUGUCCUAGUAAGUUGUAUUGGAGCUCACCAGAUCCUAUCGUAAAGCAAUAUGUUCAAAGCAACUUCUCUGCAAAAAUGACUUCUCUGAUAAAUGGCUCAUGGAAUAAAUUAAACCAUUUUGAAUCUGCUGUAGUUGCAUCAGUAAAAGAUCAUUGGAGAGUGUAAAAGUUGGCUGUCAUUGUGACUUUUACCAUAGUGCAAUGUGAACCAUUGGUACUAUCGUGUGUUUGUAUUGUAUACCCUUAUGUUCUGUGGGUAUAAGAGCUUUAUGUAAUGUAGUUUUUGUUAAUAUUAUUUAUUUGAGUCCUUGAUUUCUGAACAUAUAUUGUUUCUAUUUAUUUUAUAAAGUAGCAUUAGAGAUUUGACUUUUUUGAUACUUGACGUUUGCCAGUGUUUUACUGCUAGUGCAAUUUAGCAGCUAUUUUGAAAAGGGAAACUGCAUUUGACCUUCCCCCAUAGCAAUGUCAUAUAAUCCCAUG